GCAGCUCUGCUCCACAUUCCUCUUUCAGAGUAAGAGAGGGCAUUCUUAGAAAUGCUACCUACAGAGAUGGUGUUGAGAUCUUUGAGAAAGUAGCAGCUGCAGCGGUGCCUUUGAAAGAGUGGCAGUUUAAAGGCAGACGUCUCAAGACCAGAGUGGACACAGGAUCACUGCAACAACAUAUGUAUACAGCUGCACAGGCUCACCUCAACUUGUUCUUUAACUGGUAUCAACAGAACCCUAGUUUUAUUUAUUUUUUUAUUUUUCCAAUUUUUCUGUGAGCAGAAUGAAGGGCAUACAUUGCUUUACUUCAAACCUUCUGUGGAGCUGCAUGUCAUCACUUCUGGUGCUCUCCUUUACCUUCCUGUCCUUCUCCAGGGCAUCUGAAUAUGAGUAUCUCAGCUGGCCAGCAGAUUUUUUCCCUGCAUCCCGGGUCUAUGGUAAGCGGCCUCAGUGUGUGGAAAUUCCAGAUGACCUAAAGCUUUGCCAAGGGGUAGGAUACAAGCUGAUGCUCCUACCUAACUUGUUGGAUCAUGAGACUAUGUCUGAAGCCAAGCAGCAGGCAAGCAGCUGGGUCCCACUGGUCCACAAGAACUGCCACCCGGGCACACAAGUUUUCCUCUGCUCCCUGUUUGCACCCGUCUGCCUUGAGCGACAGAUCUACCCUUGCCGUUGGCUGUGUGAAGCUGUCCGGGAUGGCUGCACACCCAUCAUGCAGGCAUUUGGUUUCCCAUGGCCAGAGAUGCUGGCUUGUGAUCAGUUCCCUCAAGAUGAUGUCUGCAUUGCCAUGAAUCCCACAAAUGCCACUGAGAAACCAAAGGUGCAAGAUUCUGGUAUCUGUCCACCAUGUGACAAUGAAAUGAAGACUGAGGUGAUCCUUGACCAUAUGUGUGCCAGCGAAUUUGCCAUCAAAACGAAGAUCAAGGAGGUGAAGCGGGAAAAUAUGGAUCGCAGGGUUGUCUUGCAAAAGAAGAAGAAACUCCUGAAGGUGGGCCCUGUGAAAAAGAAGGACCUGAAGAAGCUAGUCCUUUACCUGAAGAACGGAGCUGAAUGUCCAUGUCAGCAGCUGGAAAACCUCAGUAACAACUACCUCAUCAUGGGGCGCAAAGCAGAGAAGCAGUAUCUUAUAACUGGGAUCCACAAAUGGGACAAGGCCAGCAAGGAGUUCAAAAAAGCCUUGAAGAAGAUGAAAAGCUACAAGUGUCCUGCGUAUGACGCUGUUUUCAAGUGAUUGGCAAAACUGACUGCUGAUUCCUAGACCUUUGACAGUACAUGCUUCCCUCCCACCUCCCCAUAACACUUUGUAUGCACACCAUGUGCUGGAAAUCAGACUGCUUUAUUUUUCUAAGCCCCACUUCAAAAUGAAACCAAUCACACUUUAGUCUACAAAGUGAUUUCUUACUUAUUAAUUAUGCUACCAGUCACCUUGUCCUAAAAUGCAUGUCUGAUUUUUUAGUUAAACGUUACAGGGUUUGUUUGCUGUUUUUAAUCUUCCUAUAAUUCAUAUUUAAAGUUUUCAAAAUGUACAAAUUUCAGAUUGUUAUUCAAUUUCUUUUUGUACUAAAGAUGAAUGAUUGUUAGAAAAAUAGGAAAACUGGGUUGGGGGGUAGUUGUUGAUAAAUGCUCCUUUUAGAUAACCAAUGCAUCCUGUUGGGGGUAGAUAGUAACUGCAGAAUUUCUGGAUUGCUUCAUAAUAUGGCAUUGGGUUAGACAUUUCACCAUGCAAAAUGAAUUCACACCUGUACAUAUGAGAUGUCUUACUGUUGUUUGUUUAGAUUAUGGGGGCUGAAAUCAUUGAUUUUUUUGACAGAAUGGUUUAACUGAGGCAUAUCCUGUUAGUCGUGGCUUUAAAUUUUAGAACAGAUUUUCUAUUAAUCAAAUUUCUUAUUUUCGUUUCCAGUAUCAUGUAUUUUUAAUGAUGAAUUAAUAGCAUUCUCAGAUUCAUUUUGCUUUUUCUUAAAAAAAAAAAUGACAUAUUUUAAAUCAGAAAAAACAAUAUAAUAAGUUAUUCUAAAGAUGUUUUAAGCAGAAUAUAAAAUGCCAUUGCUUACUGUGUAACACUUCUGGCUUCAUUUUUCAGUUUGUGUGUUUUUUUCCCCGAUUUAUCGUUAUUUUUCUUGGCCAUGAUUUAAACACAUCCAAGCUGUAACUCCCUUUUUUAAAAUACUGCUUUUGGGGUUUCUUUCCAGCCUUUCAGAGCUUGAAAGUAAAAUAAGGACCAUUAUCAUUUAAGAUGCCCCAAAGCAAGCAGCAGCACUUGGUUUUGGGGGGGUAAGGGUGAGGAGGAUGUGCUUUUGAACAUGGCAGAGAAUCCAGGCAUGAAAUAGUGAGCAAAAUUGCAGAAAAAUAGUCCAAAUAUACACAGGAAAAGAAAAAAAUGAAAGCCCAUACUCCCUUCUUAGCAAAGCUGGUUACUUUGAUAGUUGUAUGCAAUUCUAUUUUAAACCAUUCAUGGUAACAAAAUGUAUACAAAUGACUGACACAGAAUGCAUCCAAUCGGUGCUGAAGGUGUCCGUUUUCGGCAGUGCCAUCCAUCCUGUUCACCACCUCCCUUUGCCUUUAGGCACCCAUAAGCUGAUUGCUCUUCUAAUUUGUUACUUACUUGUUGCUUUCUGUGUUGUUGUUGUUGUUUUUUCCCUUCUUUGAUUGACUGCAUGCAACGGGUUAGUAUGAAGGCUGCCCAGUUAGUUAUAUAGCUCUCUGUCAUGUCUUUCUGUGCAGGAGAGGUAAUGAAAACUGGGACAUUCCCAUAUUCGUGGGAAUUAAAAUAGGUUAUUAGUUAUGUUUAGGAAAUGGCAAGAUGUGUGAAAAGUGCCAUCGCAUUAAAGUCAUUGAGGUAACCUUAACUUCAGGUGAAGGGCUUUGUUUCAUAGUUCUUUUGUCUUGCUAUAUACUUUUUUUCUGUUACGCAAAACUGUUAAACAAAAAAUUUAUAUUUGGGUGCAGUAGUUAUGUUUCACAGUAGUAUUACAUGUAUUGCAUUUAAUAUUCAAACAGUUUAUUAAAAGAAAAAAAGAGGAACUA
Molecule: messenger RNA, 3021 nt
Organism: Erpetoichthys calabaricus (reedfish)
Lineage: Eukaryota; Metazoa; Chordata; Cladistia; Polypteriformes; Polypteridae
Product: secreted frizzled-related protein 1-like
Exons: 3
Coding region: 284-1228 (314 amino acids)
Biological process (GO): non-canonical Wnt signaling pathway; canonical Wnt signaling pathway; negative regulation of canonical Wnt signaling pathway
Molecular function (GO): Wnt-protein binding
Source: RefSeq, a predicted model, not a curated record